Darwinula stevensoni is the source of this 525-nucleotide messenger RNA. The record is from the annotation of a GenBank genome assembly. Lineage: Eukaryota; Metazoa; Arthropoda; Ostracoda; Podocopida; Darwinulidae.
AUGUUUAGGCUACCAUACUACAUAGACGAAGAGGUGAAGCUGUCGCAGUCGCUGGCCAUCCUCCGCCAUCUGGGAAGGAAGCACGGCCUCUACGGGGAGACGGAGGAGGAGCAGUGUCGACAGGACAUGGCCGAACAGCAACACGGAGACCUCAAUUGGGCCAGGAGGCAACUUGUCUAUUUCGAUUUCACUCCCGAGAACAACUCGAAGUAUCUUCAGGAGACUCUCCCGCCGCAUUUGGAGCUCUUCACGAAAUUCAUCGGCAAUAGCAAAUGGCUGGUCGGAGAUCGCUUGACAUACGUGGAUUUCCUAUGGUACGAGAGCUUGGAUUGGCACCUGUAUCUGGAUCCGGAAUGUUUCAAGGACUUCCCGCUCGUCCGUGACUUCAUGGACCGAUUCGAGAACCUCCCAAACGUCAGGGAGUACUUGAAGUCGGACGAGUUCCAGAAGUGGCCCCUCUUCGGCCCCAAGGCCCAGUGGGGACACAAUGAAGAAGAUAAGAAGCUUCGAUUCCCCGAUGACUGA